Linum trigynum is the source of this 2152-nucleotide messenger RNA. The record is from the annotation of a GenBank genome assembly. Lineage: Eukaryota; Viridiplantae; Streptophyta; Magnoliopsida; Malpighiales; Linaceae.
GAGCAGGUCCAAACUGGCUAAUUCCUGCCCUCCCUCCUCCAACUAAGCCAAAGAAAACCCAGAGAAAGGAAAGUAGGAACAGACAGCUUUUUUCUCUUGAACGAUAGAAACAAACAAGUCCCACCUUUUUCUCUGUUUCCCGGAAACAACGACGACAGACAUGUCCAACUUGUCAGGUGAAGAAGGCAGCUUCUCCUCUGGAAACACCGGAGAUCACUUCCAAGCUUCCAAUACCAAUAAUGCUACUUCUGGGCAGCCGCCGGCUAAGAAGAAGCGCAAUCUGCCAGGCACUCCAGAUCCUAGCGCGGAGGUGGUGGCGUUGUCGCCGACGACGCUUAUGGCAACGAACCGAUUUGUGUGCGAGAUAUGUAACAAAGGGUUCCAAAGAGACCAGAACCUGCAGCUGCACAGGAGAGGCCAUAACCUGCCGUGGAAGCUGAAGCAGAGGAGCACAACCGAGGUGAGGAAGCGGGUCUACAUCUGCCCCGAGUCCAGCUGCGUCCACCACAACCCGGCCAGAGCGCUCGGGGAUCUGACCGGGAUCAAGAAGCACUUUAGCCGCAAGCAUGGGGAGAAGAAAUGGAAAUGUGACAAGUGCUCUAAGAAGUACGCUGUCCAGUCCGACUGGAAGGCCCAUCACAAGACUUGUGGCACCAGGGAGUACAAGUGUGACUGCGGCACCAUCUUCUCCAGGAGAGAUAGUUUCAUCACUCACAGAGCAUUCUGUGAUGCACUAGCUGAAGAGAACAACAAAGUAAACCAAGGGAUGAUGACCCAUACCCAGCAGAUGCCCGAUCUGAUGCCCACAUCCAACUUCGCUGCUGACUACACCAAUCAUUUCGACCCCAAAAAGUCCCUCCCGCAACCGCAAGACCUCACCCCCAUGCCCUUCAAGCCCAUGAACGUCGGUGGGAUGUUCUCCACCACCGCGGGGACUCUGUUCGGUGGGCCCCGCAAUAUGUCCUCCUCCACCUCAUCCGCUACCCUCCACCUCAGCUCCAACGCUGCCGGCGCCUCCUCCUCCUCCUCCUCGGGUUUCGGUUAUCUCCAGGACGGCAGCGGGAAAGGCGGGCCACAGAUCCCGGGCUCGGCCCACAUGUCAGCAACAGCCCUUCUCCAGAAAGCGGCCCAAAUGGGGGCCACCACCAGCAACUCCCCAAUGAUGCACAAGGGCUUUGCCGGCAGCAUGACUACUGGUGGGGCCCAACACCAGAUGGCAUCUAUUCGUCCACAACAGUCGCAACCAAUGCCAUCCUACAGUGGCAUUCAACAACUCUGUCACCCCAAUUCAUACGAUCAUCAGUUCUCCUCGCAACCCGAUCACCAGACCAACAUGGCUGGACUCAGCGGCGGCGGCGGAUCGCCCACCGCGUUCAUGCAGAAAACAUCGCAGGAGAUGUCGCAGUUGUUCGAUGCGGCAACUGGCGGCUCUUCCAUCAAUGACAUGGGGAUGUUUGCCAGCAUCUUUAUGGCGGGAGAUCACCACAGCCCUGCGCCAGCCGUGGGUUUCUCAAAGAGCUUGGGGCUUGACCAAGAUAAUGUCAGCGGCGGUGGAGAUGGCUCUACUGCUGCUGGUGGUGUGACAAAUAAUCGAAUGAUGAUGAGCGGUGGUUCUAGAUUCGGGAGCGAAUUAGCAAGUGACGUAAUGACCCGUGAUUUUAUGGGGGUUGGAGGGUCUACACCUGCCAACUUGCAAGAGCAACAACAACAAAGAUUAGAGAUAGAGGCGUUGAGUCAACAACAGCAGCAGCAGCAACAACAACAACAGCAAAGGAUGGCGCCAACACUGAAUAACUACCAACAACAGCUCUCGUUAGGAGAAGCUGGAUUGGAUAAGCCCAUUUGGGAUGUCUAAUCCUAAAUCUUGAUCAACGAUACUAGUAAAAGCUAGCCUGCUCCCUUUAACAGAAAAAAGGUGUGCUCUCGUAUUUGGUAAUUGUAUGUGGAGUAGAGGGUUAGCCUGUGAGAUUCAAUGGACCAAUAUGUACAAGCCUAAACGAGACUGCUCCCAAGGUUGAUGCAAUUGUCGAGUACAUGUGCUGCAACAAAUAAAUUCUCACUACAAAUAUGUACAAGCCUAAACGAGACUGCUCCCAAGGUUGAUGCAAUUGUCGAGUACAUGUGCUGCAACAAAUAAAUUCUCACUACAGGA